Molecule: messenger RNA, 2943 nt
Organism: Brienomyrus brachyistius
Lineage: Eukaryota; Metazoa; Chordata; Actinopteri; Osteoglossiformes; Mormyridae
Product: ankyrin repeat and SOCS box protein 2-like
Exons: 9
Coding region: 172-1854 (560 amino acids)
Biological process (GO): intracellular signal transduction; RNA processing
Cellular component (GO): cytoplasm
Molecular function (GO): RNA binding; RNA nuclease activity; protein binding
Source: RefSeq, a predicted model, not a curated record
UGGAGCUAAUAGAAAAUAAACACACUUCACGCCAGACGUGGGUGUCCAGUUGCGGAAGAGUGAGGACUUGCCUGAGGCAGUGAGUCGAGACAACAGCUGAGGUCUCCAGUUAAAAGCAUUACGGUCGGCUUCAUCCUCCAACAAGCCGAAGAUAGCACAAGAGGACUAUCAAUGGCAUCUGAAGACUACAGUGUUUACAGCGGAUUGACGGAAGAUGAGCUGAUCUCAUUGGCUGUUGAACGCAGCCUAACAGAUGCCCAUGUUUCUGUGGACUACGCUGGUCACAGUAAGACACCGAUAGUACAGAUGCAGUCAAGGCCACCUAUUGCAGAUUCCAUUUCUGCACAUCCACAUGUUGCUCCACCAGCGGAUGACACACCAUGCAUCACUCUGAAAAAUGCUCGUACAGACCCAGGUCCAGGAGCAAGAAAGUGCUAUUCCUUCAUCGACAGUGAUGGCCAGCAGUAUGCAGCUUGGAGGAGAUACGAUGGGUCAAUGUUAGUCACCCUUGAUCCGGAGGAGCCCUUAGAUCCUGUUGUUAAAGCAAUCAAGACCGGUGCUGUGAGUACUCUGAUUGAGAUGGCAAAGACUGGAAUAUGCCUGACAAAACAAAAUAAGCAAGGCUGGAUUUUUCUACAUGAGGCUGCAUACCGUGGCCAAACAGAAUGCCUCAAGGUUUUGCUAAAACUCGAUCACAAGGUGAUCAACGCUCGCACCUUCGAGGAUGAGACACCUCUCUUCUUGGCUGUGUCUUUUGAGCAUAUAGCCUGUACCGAGUGGCUCCUGGAGAGUGGAGCAGAUCCUGACAUCAGCAAUAAGGAGAAAGAAACUCCUCUCUACAUAGCCUGUGAAAGACAGAAUCUGGACAUUGUGCAGCUGAUCCUGAAGUUCAAAGGCAAGGUGAAUAAAAUCUGCCAGCAGGGCUAUACAGCUCUGCAUGAAGCCGUGUGGCGUGACAACCUGGAGAUCUGUCACGCUCUGCUGGAGGCCGGGGCCGACAUCAGCAUCCCCAACAAAUAUGGCAUUACUCCUCUCUUUGCAGCUGCACAGGGAGGAUGUGUCAAUGUGUUGCGCUUCCUCAUAAGGCAUGGCGCGGAUGUGAACAGCCAGGCAGCUGAUGGAGCCACAGCUCUCUAUGAGUCUAGCAAGAAUGGCCAUGAAGAGGUUGUGAAAAUUUUGCUUUCACGAAAUGCUAAUGCUAACAUAUGUGCCAGAGGAGGACUGCUUCCACUGCAUAUUGCUGCCAAACGCGGAAAUGAAAGAAUUGUGUCCAUGCUGAUCCCGGUCACUAGCAAGGUCCUUGUGAGGCAUAGUGGGAUCAGUCCCCUUCACCUGGCUGCAGAACGCAACAGGAAUGAGGUUCUAGAGACUCUCAUAGAGGCAGGCUUUGAUGUUAACGCCAUGUUGUCCCACGACCGCUCCAAGAUGUACGAGGACCGUCGCAGCACUGCACUCUACUAUGUCAUCUGCAACAACAACACUGAAGCUGCCACUAUGCUCCUAGAAGCUGGUGCCAACCCCAACCUGGACACCUUUAACCCCUUGCUGAUUGCCGUGCGUCAGGGCUGCAUACGGACAGUCACUUUGCUGAUAGAGCAUGGGGCCAAUGUCAAUGCCUACAUCCCCACCCACCCCACCUCCUUCCCUGCUGCGAUUAUGUUCUGCAUGAAGUACCUGACCCUGCUCAAGUACCUGCUGGAUAAUGGAUGUGAUGCCCAGUCCUGCUUCCAUUGUGAGUAUGGCAGUGGCCCACAUCCUCCGAUCAAGACCUACCACAGACCCAGGGAUGACAUACGCUACAAUGUUGAUGUGCAGGACUACAUUCCAGUGCAGGAUGGCUGGGCUCUCCCUUAGAGACAGGGUGAGGAGCUCAGUCAUUCGGGAGGGACUCAGAGUAGAGCCGCUGCUCCUCCGCAUCGAGAGGAGCCAGAUGAGGUGGCUCGGGCAUCUGCUUAGGAUGCCUCCCGGAUGCCUCCCUGGUGAAAUGUUCCGGGCAUGUCCCACUGGGAGGAGGCCCCGGGGAAGACCCAGGACACGCUGGAGGGACUAUGUCCCUCGGCUGGCCUGGAAACGUCUCGGGAUCCCCCCAGAGGAGCUGGAUGAAGUGGCCGGGGAGAGGGAAGUCUGGGUUUCUCUGCUGAGACUGCUGCCCCCGCGACCCGACCUCGUAUUAAGCGGGAGAUGAUGGAUGGCUUUAGGCAGUGUUGCCCUUUUUUGACCGAUUAAGGAUAAAAUACAUACAAUGGGGAAAACUGACCUACAAGUUAGCAAGAAAGCCUCCUCCAAUGGCCGACACAAAGCUAAUGAAAUACUAGCAUAAGCUGGCUUUUUGACAGGUUAAAUCGGUAGAAAUAUACCAUGACACUAUGAAGGUAUCUGUGAUGCUGUUUGUUAAGCUUAAGAUUCCAAUUACUACCUCAAACAUGCAAUAUUAAAGUAGGAUCUCUGAAACAUGUUAACUUAGUGUAAGAUUUCUUUACUCCGAUUUGACAGAGCAUGAACCUGACUGUUCUCUCAUCGACUGGCCAGUGAUCAUCUUCGUCUUCCAAAGCAAACAGCGGAGAAAUCAGCCACUGUUUCCACUUCCAAAGUCUAAAAACUCAACCUGUCAAGCAAGCAAGUGUUAUGCAGAUAUGAGCAUGUUGAGAUGGUCUAGUGAGUACAUAGAGAGGAUGGGUUUUGAGACUAAAUUAACACCGAGCAAGCGAGUGUUGUGCAGACACGAGCCCAUAAUGAGGAUGGGUUUUCUAGUCGUGUGUUUUGAGACAAAUUAAGCGCCAUGUUUGCCUUUCCCCCUCAGUUCUGUGAGAUAAUUUCCACGCCUUCAGUGAGUCGCUGGGCAGGACCCAUCAUUGAUGUCCUCCUGGAUUAUGUUGGCAAUGUGCAGCUGUGUGCCAGGCUGAUAGAGCAUCUGGAUAGCUAUGAGGACUGGAGCGUUAUCAA